Molecule: messenger RNA, 2359 nt
Organism: Thecamonas trahens ATCC 50062
Lineage: Eukaryota; Apusomonadida; Apusomonadidae
Exons: 3
Coding region: 30-2342 (770 amino acids)
Molecular function (GO): protein binding; metal ion binding
Source: RefSeq, a predicted model, not a curated record
CGCGGCAUACCGGAGCAGCACGGGGUGUGAUGGCUACGAGCCAGAGCGAGAGCGCAGGGCGGAAAGGGGGUGGACUGGUGGUGCCAGGGGCAGAGGGAGGAGGCGAAGGCAGGCUCCGGAGCAGGGCAAGGAGCAUGCGGACACAGGGACGGGCUGGCGGACGGGCAGAGGUGCGUGCGGCGCGGAGAAGGGUGGUCUCGCAUCAAGAGAGGGAGUCCGAGGUCCUUGUCGGGCCGGCGGCCUUUCCGGCGUCGGGCGGAGACUCGCUGCGGCUGGUGCUCGAGGCAGCAGCGAUGGAGCGCGACGGGGUGUUUGGGAUCCGGGCAGCCGGCGAGGCGACGGGUGAUCUGGCGGUGUCUGGUGGGCGGCGGUGCACGCUGCGCGGGCCGGGAAGCGCAGUGCAUGCGGCGGCUGAGGCCGGCGAUGUGAAUGCACUGAAGCAGGCGGUGCGCGAGGCUGCGCGCGGCGGGGCGUGCGCGUCGUGCGGCGGUGAUGGGUGUGCUGUGUGGGUCGACGCCGGUGACGAGGCUGGGCGGUCGCCGCUGAUGCUUGCGGUGCUCGGCGGGCACUCGAGCGUGGCGCUGGCACUGUUCGAGGCCGGAGCGGACAUCGACAUGGUUCUUCUCGCGCACCCGGAUCGUGAGCGCGUGGCGGCAGCGCUGGACCAGCGGACUUGGCAUGGACGGCUGACGCCGCUGGCGCUUGCAGUCCUUGGCGGGCACACCGAGUGCGUGAAGCGGCUGGUCGCUGAUGGGCGGUCGAAUAUGCAGGCGACAACAUCGACAGGCGCAUCGCUCUUGCAUGUGGCGGUCCUUUCCGGCAACGUCGGCGUUCUGGACGUCAUCAUGAAGGCUGACGACGUGCCGCGCGACUCGGUCGCCGCCAACGGACUCACUGCCCUGCAGAUGCUCCACGCGCGGUACAUCGAGACCGUGGCUGCGGCUGCGGCUGCGGCUGCGGCCGGGCGGGCUGAAGUGGAGCAUGUGCGGGGAAAGCUGAAGGCGGCGGAGGCCGAGUUUGGGCUUGCCAAGACCGCCUUUGAAGUGGAACGACAUCAGAUCCAAGCUGCAGCUAUGGCAGCUGCUGAAGCUGCAGCUGAUGAGUUUGAGCACGCCAAGGCCAAGGUCGAGUUGGAGCUGAAGGACCUGCGCGAUGAGCUGGGCCAGGCCAAAGAUGAGGCGAUCGCCGCCACUGAAAAGGCUACUGCUGCCGAGGCCGAGCUGGGCCAGGUCCGCGAUGAGCUGGGCCGGGUCAAGGCUGAGGCGGCCGCCGCCACUGAAAAGGCUACUGCUGCCGAGGCCGAGCUGGGCCGGGUCAAGGCUGAGGCAGCCGCCGCCGCUGAAAAGGCUACGACUGCCGAAGCCGAGCUCUCAGCACUUCGCGAUCAGCUGGAGCACGCCAAAGCCGCAGCUGCCGUGGCCGUAUCAGAAGCCGAGUCCGAGCCGAAUCGCGCCAAGAGCGACGGUGACGCCAUGGCUGUGCAGCUGGCCACACUUCAGGCAGAGCUGUGGCGCACGGCGGAUGGUGACGAUGCUGCUGCUGCCGCCGCGGCUGAGAUUGCUCGCCUGAAGGCUGAAGCUGCCGAUACAACCUCGACGCUGGCCGCCACUCAGGCUGAGCUCGGCGCCCUGCAUGGCGAACUGGCCCGCAUUGAGGCUGAACAUGUCGCCGAGCUCGCGGCGGCGGCCGAUGUUAUGGCCGAGCAGGAUGUGGCCGCAGAGGUUGUUGCCGCAACUCUCAAUGCAAAGCUAGCUGCAGCGCUGGAAAAGGCGGCUUCCCUCAAGGAUGAGGUUGCGGCGCUCAAGGGCGCCCGCGAUGCUGCUUCCGAGUCCGCCGUCGAAGAGCUGACCCAGAUGCGCGACGCAUAUCACUGCGCCCUCAGCCGUGAGGCUAAGAUCCAAGACGCCCACGAUUCAUUUGUGGCCGAGGCAACUGAUGCCGCCCGCCGCGCCGCCGAAGGCGCCACCGUCGCCCUCCAUGACGCCCGCACCGAAGCUACCGUGCUGGAGAUGGCGCUCCAGCGCGUCGCGCCCGCCGCCGCCGAAACCGUAGCUGCCCUCUGGUCCGUCCACUCGACCCAUCUCGAGCCCGACCGGUGGCGCGCCCUACUUGAUGCCUCCCUUGCCGCUGACUCGGCCUGGGUGCCAGACUCGGCAGUCUCGGCCUGCCAACUCUGCAACCAGCCGUUCGGCCUCUUCCGCCGCCGCCACCAUUGCCGAGUCUGCCUGGACAUCUUCUGCGCCACCUGCUCCUCGCACACCAUCGUCCGCACCAUCAAGGGCGAGCCGACGCCGCUUCGCUGCUGCGAUGCCUGCCUCCCUCCACCAGCAGCUUUGCACUGAGCAGCAAAUAGCAACCG